Nezara viridula (southern green stink bug) is the source of this 1734-nucleotide messenger RNA. NCBI's taxonomy places the organism in Eukaryota, Metazoa, Arthropoda, Insecta, Hemiptera, Pentatomidae. The record is from the annotation of a GenBank genome assembly.
AUGAACAUUGAGAAAGCCAGCACCCCCCAGCCAAGCCUGUCUGAAACGAGCCACAAGAGCCAGGACUCGGGCUUCUCCGAUUCGGAAGGGCACGGCACCGUCCUGGCAAAUUAUUGUGGGGCCAAGCGAUGUGACGAUUCGGACAACAGAUCCUCAUGCGACGACCUCUCCACAUUACCGCCUCCUGCACAUUCUUCCACUCCCAAAACGAAGGAACAUAUGAUCAAGCGUUGCCAAAUGGAAGAACGCAUCUAUUGUUCCAGAGAAUGGAACUCCCCUGUAAAACUAUGGCUCAGCGAAGUGAGAUACCUGUGUGAUCCUGAAUGCACGUCUUCACUUCAGAGCAAACCAAUCACAGCAGGUACGAACGAGAACGUUACAAGAACGACGUCUUAUGUUGUGAAUACAAUACGAUCACUUCACAGACAACUUUCCAGCGUUUGUUCAAAACUCAAUCUGCUAUACAGGAAGAUAAACAAAGGUAACUUGAAGGGCAGUGGAAGGCAGUUCGAAAGAAUCACACAACGCAUGGUAAACAUUUUAUCCGAACACAACGAAAAGUACACAGAAGAUUUUGACUGCAGUGGUUUACAGAUAGCGUUUUCAACACUCAACUCAAGGGAAAAAGAUGUUCCAAAUUUAAAAUCAAUCAUGAAAACUGUGGCUCUGCUAUUUUCGAAAAAAGUUGAACAAAUACUUCUUAACUAUAUUAAGAUGCUUAUAGACUUACUGAAAAACGAAAAAUCUCCAUCUUCUUUAGCGAUAAUCCUCUCAGGCAUUGGGAGCUUAGGACUUCAUGUUUCGCACUUAGCGGACUUGAUGGCUUAUUGUUCAGGGAUCAGCCACCUACUGUCUGUCUUCGUCAAUUGUUCCAGUCCCGCAGUACACACGGCCGCUCUAAACAUCCUGUCGACGAUCUGCUGCACGCCGGACAGCGUCAGGCAGUUUGAAAACAGCGGAGGUGUGGAAUUGUUGUCGGAUAUCCUGACGGACACUACGAAAGGCGAAGCAGAAUACUGUGGAGCGGUUUCACUCCUCGUCCAAGUGACGGCCCCGUGGUUAGAAAUUACUGUACAAAAUAUGGAAAAACAAUUGGAACCACUCAUAGCAUCUAUCACUCGCCUCAUCAGUCAGUCCCAAUCCAGCGAAAUGCUGCUGCUUUGCGCUGCAGCUUUGGCCAACAUCAGCUGCAUCGAACCGAAGAGUAUUUGGCCAUUGGUAUACUGUUCAAGCACAGGUACCCUCCUUAAGGCAGUUAGGAUCCUAGGGCCGAAAGCAAGCAUCUUUCUCAAGGAACAAGCUGUAACGCUUCUUGCGAACAUGUCUGGCGUUAAGGAAAUCCUACCGCACCUGACGCAGAAUAGGGCCGUACCUGCCCUGCUCUGUUUUCUCCAAGUUUCACUCUCUCCCCUCCAGAGCUCGGCGGAAAAGGAUGCCACCUUCAGGGUCCAGCACAAGGCUGUCAUAGCCCUGUCUAGGCUGUGUAAUGACUCUGAAGCAGCGAUGCAAGUCGCGGAACUCCAAGGGGUCAGUAGAUUAGUUCGUUUAUGUAAAGAAGAAAACGAAAGGAACAAUAAUGACAGUGUUCUUGCCUGUUGUUUGGUAACAUUGAGGAAAAUAACCAAACACUGCGGAUUGGAUGCUGUUAAGAGCUUGAAUGCAAGUGAGCUAGUCGAACCAGAACUCUUCGAGUCAAUCCUCCUUUAUUCAUCCAAGUGUUUCGAGAUGAAGUGA